AUCCAAGAAAAUGUUAGUCGGCCUUAGCGAACGAAAGGUGUGAAUGAUCGAACUUCAUAUCAAGCUAUCCAGUGUGUCGGGUGCUGAAUAGGCUUGGGAAACAUCUCUCUGUCAAGUUGAAAUCCUCAAGUUCAUUAACCUGCUACGCCAUCUGCUCCCGAGAUUAAACUUAGUUUUUCUGUCUGAUUUGGUGGAAAUCGAACCGUUAAUAUGGAAGAAGGUACCGACAAAGCCGUACUUCUUAUGCUUGAUGUGCCCCCAUCUGCACUAUGUGGCAUAGACCUACUCUCCUUUACCACAUCACCACGCUUUCAUGGAAUCAAGCAUUUGCCACCGGGUUUGCAUUUCGUUUUCACAGCAAUCAAUAACUCAUCUUCUGUUCGUCACGGGGUUUGGCUAAGAGUCGAGCGCCCAAGCUCGCAACCGGCAGAGGUAUUGAUCAAGAAAUGGGACGCGGAAAAAGAGGAGCUCGUUGACGAGAAGGACGAAGCUGAGCAACUCCGGUGGAGAGCCAACCUUGGUGCAAUCUGGCGAGAAGGACUUAGUCCAUACCGUCAAACCGUGGGGCAAAGGGACGAUGAUGAGCCUGUUGAGGAAACAAACGAUUGGCAAGCACUGACCGACUGCAUUACUCCCACAUUACUGACGAGGAUCACGCGGGGCGACUGGAGUCACUGGGCACUAAGUUCCGCAAGUUCUGCAAAAGAGGAUCUGGAGGAGAUUGCCGGUCUACCGAGCAAUGCGGCUGGCGAAGAACCCGGGCAUGAGCUCCAUUUUCUGCCCGUCGACCUUCGACGGACAUGGCGGGAAGGAGCUAUCGGCCGUGAGCGGACAGAAGGUGCCCAGGACCGUUCUUGGGCAUUGGGCUUCAUCAUCGACAGGCAUUGCUCAUUUCGCCUGGAGAAUGAGAUUAUUGGCGAAUUGCAAAUGACUUUCCUCAUGGUCCUGACGUUGGGCAACUACUCGUGUCUUGAACAGUGGAGACGGAUCGUCAGUCUUCUUUUUACGAGUCGUUCCGCUACCAAGACUCGGCCGGACCUGUUUGUGCGCUUCCUCAAGGCCCUCAAAGUGCAACUCCAACAUUGUGAUGAUGUUGAUGGAGGCCUUUUCGACCUCACGGAUGAAGGGGGCGUGAUGCUCAAGCGACUCAUCAGGAGUUUCAGAAGAUGGGUCGAAGAAUAUGACGAAGACGAUGUCGGUACCGUGCUCGAUGCUCUAUCAGAGCUUGAAGAGUUUCUGAAGUCAGAGUAUGGCUGGGAUUUAACGGGCUCCUAUCUUCGCAGGGGUAUGCUCGAGUUGGAAGAUGGCGAACAGGUUGAGGUCGAGAUCGAUGAGUACGACUAUGACGAUGAGACUGGGGAGUACGCGCCUGUUGUUGUGGAUCUUCCUGAAGAUUAUGCCUCUUUAAGGAUCGACGACAGUUAGUCAACUUCUCGACCUUAUACCUCUUCCUGGUCUGCCGGUCCCAUCGAGCCCCUUUUUUUUUUCCUUUAUGGGUAUUCUUUGCUAGCACACUUGGGAGUUUAUGGUCUUCUUCUUAUCUUCCAGGCAUAUGGGCGUAAAAUCCAGGAUCCGGCGUAUAUCACUUGGAGCCGGUCUAAAUUUGAUAGAUUUCUGCGCGAAGGGUGUUACGGAGUUUUCUCAAGAGCAUUUGAAUUGCUUUCACGUGCUUCACGGGGCUUGGGUGGUGGCUCUUGUAUCCUUUUAUUGCAUACUUUAUUGCCGUGAUACGGGUGUUCUUGUAUUUUAUGACUGCAAAAGCACCGCCGAGGAUAGUUUAGUCAAAUGUACAAUCAAAUGCUGGGUCGCAUUAGCUUUAGCUGUAGUGCU
Xylona heveae TC161 is the source of this 1830-nucleotide messenger RNA. Its product is annotated as AAR2-domain-containing protein. The coding region runs from base 211 to 1425 and encodes 404 amino acids. The record is from RefSeq and is a predicted model, not a curated record. Lineage: Eukaryota; Fungi; Ascomycota; Xylonomycetes; Xylonales; Xylonaceae. The transcript has a single exon. Gene Ontology annotation, biological process: spliceosomal tri-snRNP complex assembly.